Messenger RNA from Ceratosolen solmsi marchali, 745 nucleotides. Its product is annotated as sugar transporter SWEET1. Gene Ontology annotation, molecular function: sugar transmembrane transporter activity. The record is from RefSeq and is a predicted model, not a curated record. The transcript has 6 exons. The coding region runs from base 48 to 707 and encodes 219 amino acids. Gene Ontology annotation, biological process: carbohydrate transport. Gene Ontology annotation, cellular component: membrane. NCBI's taxonomy places the organism in Eukaryota, Metazoa, Arthropoda, Insecta, Hymenoptera, Agaonidae.
AUUUAUUUUACUAAUUUUCAUUUAGACAUUAGACAUUUGACAGAGCUAUGGGUUUAGAAGAAUACAAAGAAGUUGUAGCCACUUGCGCUAUGGUUUCGACGAUGGGUCACAUGCUUUCUGGAACGUUGAUCUGCAAGGACAUUUAUAAAAAAGGAACAUCCAAGGGAUUUGAUGCAAUGCCAUUCAUCGGUGGUAUUGGAAUGUGUAUCAUGAUGCUGCAAUAUGCGUUAAUUGUUAAAGAUCCUAUUAUGAUAAAUAUCAAUCUAUUCGGUAUACUUACAAAUGCUGUAUAUAUGGCCAUAUACUAUUUAUAUUCACCUGAAAAGAUGAAUACACUAUCGGCAUUAGCUAAAGCAACUGCUUUCGUUUCUCUCGUUUUAGGAUAUGCUCAAAUAGAGAGUAAAGAGCACAUUGAAUUUCGAUAUGGAGUUCUAAUCACUGCUUUAUUCUUAAUUUUAGUUGGAUCCCCGCUAAUGCAUUUAGGCACAAUCAUUCAAACGAAAAGUACAGAAAUUCUUCCAUUCCCACUUAUUUUUAUGGGGACACUGGUUUCCUUCCAAUGGCUUAUUUAUGGUUUUAUAUUAAAUGACAAUUUUGUUAUGUUUCAGAAUGGCGUUAGUUUUACUUUGUCUUUGAUACAGUUGUCUUUGUUUGCCAUCUACCCUUCGACUCCAAUCGAUAACAAAGAAAAAUCAAAAAUUAAGUGAAACGAAAAUUCUCAUUUUGAAUUUAUCAGUUACGUUUU